Messenger RNA from Euleptes europaea (tarantolino), 1351 nucleotides. RefSeq names its product beta-secretase 1 (gene BACE1). The transcript is spliced from 9 exons. Gene Ontology annotation, biological process: amyloid-beta metabolic process; membrane protein ectodomain proteolysis. The coding region runs from base 29 to 1348 and encodes 439 amino acids. The record is from RefSeq and is a predicted model, not a curated record. Lineage: Eukaryota; Metazoa; Chordata; Lepidosauria; Squamata; Sphaerodactylidae. Gene Ontology annotation, molecular function: aspartic-type endopeptidase activity. Gene Ontology annotation, cellular component: membrane; endosome; trans-Golgi network.
GGCCUGGCCGCCGAGCAGCUUCGUGGACAUGGUGGACAACUUGCGGGGCAAGUCCGGCCAGGGCUACUACGUGGAGAUGACGGUGGGCAGCCCGCCCCAGAAGCUGAAUAUUCUGGUGGAUACGGGGAGCAGUAACUUCGCUGUGGGCGCGGCCCCUCACCCUUUCCUGAGGCGGUACUAUCAGCACCAGCUCUCCAGCACCUACCGGGACCUGCGAAAGGGGGUCUACGUGCCCUACACGCAAGGGAAGUGGGAGGGAGAGCUCGGCACUGACCUGGUCACCAUCCCACACGGCCCAAACGUCACGGUCCGUGCCAACAUCGCUGCCAUCACAGAGUCAGACAAGUUUUUCAUCAACGGCUCCAACUGGGAAGGGAUCCUGGGCUUAGCCUAUGCGGAGAUUGCCCGGCCAGAUGACAUGCUGGAGCCCUUUUUUGACUCCCUGGUGAAGCAGACGCAGGUGCCCAACGUCUUCUCACUGCAGCUGUGUGGGGCUGGUUUCCCACCCAAUAACUCUGAGGCCCUGGCCACUGUUGGGGGCAGCAUGAUCAUUGGGGGGAUCGACCCGUCUCUGUACACGGGCAGUGUCUGGUACACGCCCGUGCGGAAGGAGUGGUACUAUGAGGUGGUCAUUGUGAAGAUGGAAAUCAACGGGCAGGAUCUCCGGCUGGACUGCAAGGAGUACAACUAUGACAAGAGCAUCGUGGACAGCGGAACCACCAACCUCCGUCUCCCCAAGAAAGUCUUUGAGGCAGCUGUGAAAUCCAUCAAGACGGCCUCUGCGACAGAGAAGUUCCCGGACGGCUUCUGGCUUGGGGAGCAGCUGGUCUGCUGGCAGAUGGGCACCACCCCGUGGCACAUCUUCCCAGCCAUCUCCCUGUACCUGAAGGGCGAGACCACCAACCAGUCCUUCCGGAUCAGCAUUCUGCCCCAGCAAUACUUGCGGCCCGUGGAGGAUGUGGCCACCUCUCAGGACGAGUGCUACAAGUUCGCCAUCUCGCAGUCUUCCACGGGCACCGUCAUGGGCGCAGUCGUCAUGGAGGGUUUCUACGUCGUCUUUGACCGCGCCCGCAAGCGCGUCGGCUUUGCUGUCAGUACCUGCCACGUGCACGAUGAGUUCCGGACAGCCACGGUGGACGGGCCCUUCCUGCACCCCAACAUGGAGGACUGCGGGUACAACAUUCCCCAGACGGACGAGUCCACGCUUAUGACCAUCGCCUACGUCAUGGCCGCCAUCUGCGCCCUCUUCAUGCUGCCGCUCUGCCUCAUGGUGUCGCAGUGGCGCUGCCUGCGCUGCUUGCGCCGGGGCCACGACGACUUUGCGGACGACAUUUCCUUGCUCAAGUGAGCG